AAGUUGAUAGUGACUUAACUAAAACUAAUAUAUAACUUCAAACUACUAUCAAAGUUACAAAAACUCAGUGACCAAAAUGACAUGUUUUUAAACGUUUGGUGACCGUAUUUCUACCUCUCCUUUGUACCUUAGUGAUUUUCUUGCGUGGAAGCACUCACGAAAGAAAUUUGCCACUGUUCCCCCAUGAAUCCUCGAGCCAUGAAAGGCUGAAACAAACAAAAAUGGAUCUUAUCCCUUACGCAACAUUGAUGCAUGUAUUCAUACCUGCAAAUGCUUGGGGCUUACUUCUAAUUUCAGUUCUACAAUGACUCAAAUGAUUUCUUCUACUUUCAGUUUAUGAAAUUUAGGGAAACAGGGAGUACUCAAACUUCUAUUGCGAUGGGGGAGUAUAAUGGUGCUGAGUAUAUAGGUAUUAAUGAAGUUCCUUCUCCCAGGGUAAAUCGCGGUAAAAAAAUCUCACUUUUACCUCUGGUUUUCCUCAUAUUUUAUGAGGUAUCGGGAGGACCAUUUGGUGUUGAAGAUACCGUGAACGCUGCUGGACCUCUACUAGCUCUUGUUGGGUUUUUAGUAUUCCCAUUCAUAUGGAGUAUACCAGAAGCUUUAAUAACUGCAGAGAUGGGCACUAUGUUUCCCGAAAAUGGUGGGUAUGUAGUGUGGGUUUCGUCAGCUUUAGGACCCUAUUGGGGUUUUCAGCAAGGUUGGGUGAAAUGGCUAAGUGGGGUUAUCGACAAUGCCCUUUACCCUGUCAUGUUAUUAGAUUAUCUGAAAUCGGGGAUACCUGCGUUAGGUGGCGGUCUUCCAAAGAUACUAACGGUGUUGGCCUUGACGAUAGCCCUAACUUACAUGAACUAUAGGGGUUUGACCAUAGUGGGAUGGAUAGCUAUUCUGCUUGGGAUUUUCUCGAUACUUCCUUUUGUGGUUAUGGGAUUCAUUUCGAUUCCAAAACUACAGCCUAAAAGAUGGUUAGUGGCGGAUGUUCACAAUGUGAACUGGAAUUUAUAUCUGAAUACUCUAUUUUGGAAUCUGAAUUAUUGGGACUCUAUAAGUACACUUGCAGGAGAAGUAGAAAAUCCAAACAAAACUCUGCCAAAAGCUCUGUUUUAUGCAUUGAUUCUAGUUGUUCUUGGGUAUUUCUUCCCUUUACUGACUGGUACUGGUGCUAUUCCACUGCAACAGAAUUUAUGGACUGAAGGUUAUUUCUCGGACGUCGCAAAAAUUGUGGGCGGAGUAUGGUUGAGAUGGUGGAUUCAGGGAGCUGCGGCAAUGUCGAAUAUCGGUAUGUUUGUGGCAGAGAUGAGCAGCGAUUCUUUUCAGCUACUCGGGAUGGCUGAACGAGGGAUGCUUCCCGAGUUCUUUGCCAAAAGGUCUCGUUAUGGUACUCCUCUUGUUGGGAUACUCUUCUCAGCUUCUGGUGUGGUUUUGCUUUCAUGGCUGAGCUUUCAAGAGAUAGUAGCUGCAGAGAAUUUCUUGUAUUGCUUUGGAAUGAUAUUGGAAUUUAUAGCGUUUGUGCGGCUAAGAAUUAUAGCCCCUACCUCCCCUCGGCCUUACAAGAUACCAGUUGGAACAAUUGGGGCCAUUCUAAUGUGCAUUCCUCCAACCAUGUUAAUUUGUGUAGUCUUGUUCUUCUCAUCGCUCAAAGUCUUGAUUGUAAGUCUAGUUGCUGUUGCAAUUGGACUUGUAAUGCAACCAUGUCUCAAGCAUAUUGAGAAGAAGAAAUGGCUUAGAUUCUCCACAAGUUCUGAUCUUCCCGAUAUGCAUGCUGCUACUCGUGAGAACGAUUCCUUAAUUGACUGAUAAAAUUUCAUAUGCGAGCAAGUUGAUCUUCUGUGGUGCAAAGAAAAUCGCGUUGGUGGUGAAAGUUGAUCGCGGAUGCAAAGUUUCUUUUCAAUUUUUAGCUGUUGUGCCCCCCUCCUCCUCCUCCUCCUUGUAUGCUUUUUCAUUUAUGAGAAAUAGAUAUUUGAAUGGUAUUUGGAGCAAUCGAUUGAAGAUGUUUGAACUU
Molecule: messenger RNA, 1999 nt
Organism: Olea europaea var. sylvestris
Lineage: Eukaryota; Viridiplantae; Streptophyta; Magnoliopsida; Lamiales; Oleaceae
Product: probable polyamine transporter At1g31830
Exons: 2
Coding region: 337-1794 (485 amino acids)
Biological process (GO): transmembrane transport
Cellular component (GO): membrane
Molecular function (GO): transmembrane transporter activity
Source: RefSeq, a predicted model, not a curated record